AUGGUGGUCCAACGUACCCCACCACCCGUCCGCAGAUCGCCGCGAAAGGAAGCUGCCGCCGUCACACAGGCUCCCUUCUCUUCACAACCUCCCCUCUCAUCGCAAGCGCAAAAGAUCGCAAACACCAUCGCCUCGACACCGUCAGCCUCGUCGCGCGCCGAACCAUUCACCCCUGUCCCACACAAUGCAGCCUCCGACUUUCCCAGCUUGGAUCAGAUGGCAGCCGUAUCCAAAGAGCAGCGCUCCGUCACUCGUCCUACCGCCAAUCGCGCUGCCUUUGCCGCCUCCUUCCCGGCUUCCAGCUCCAACACAGUGCCCAGCUCGCUUCCACGUCCCACCGCUCAGUUGCGCAGUACCCAGCUCAUCAAUGAUGAAAACAAUCACGACCAGCGAUCACGCGCAGCACGCUCUUCCCUCACCAACGGUGCCAUCCAGCGCGUACGUCAACAGGCCGGCGAUGUGACUCCUCUCGGCGUCUCCCAGGCAAGGGCCGCCCGUCAAGCGCAGGCUUCAUCCCAAGCGAAUCAAUCUCUGAUCGCAGACGAUAGCGGCGACAGCACCGCGCAGCUCGUUCCUGGCCGUCGCGACAUCAACCCUGUCCUCGCCGACAUCGAUGUCGAGAACCCUCAGAUGCCCGGUCUUGCCUCGACUGCCGCUCCGACUGCCUCAACACCGGCCGUCAACAACACUGCAGCCUUCACGACCGAUGCGGCUGCUGAUGCCUCUACCGCGUCUCAGACGUCCGUAUUUGGCACUGCAAUCCGUCGGAACGGUGUCGACCAACCUAUCGGCGGUGCAAAGGCAGGCACGGCCUACGACUUUAGCAAGUAUCUCGACGGCGAGCUCGAUCCUUUCAACCGUGCUUCGCGCGCCAACGUCCGUCGAGAGUCGCGUCCCUUACCAGCAGCUCAGCAGCAGAACGUAGGCGCCAGCGAUGAAGACGCCGACUCGUCCGGAGACACGACCGCACGCGGAGCUCUCGCUGCCGCGGCGACGACCGCGACAGUCGCUCCCAUCGAGUCCACCCCCUUCUUCAACCGCGUCAAAGCAGCAGCGGCGCCGACACCUCGCAUGAGUCCGCACGCCAGUCCUAGCGUCUCGAGCCGCAAGCUCGCACAUCUCUCUUCGCUCACAAACGGCCACAGCACGCCUUCUGCAGUCAAUGCCGGCCCCUCUGCACUCGGCGACGCGUCCACCGUCUCGCUCGCAUCGCACAACCGCUUCGACCCGUCCGCACGCGCAGACCGUCUCCAGACCAUGGAGCUCGGCGAGCUGCGCAAGAAGGCCACCGCCCUCUCGCGCGAUCUCACCGCCGCCCACGACGCCCUCGCCUCGGCCAAAGAAGAGUCGGAAGGCUGGGCAUCCGAAUGCACCGGCUUGCAGGAGCAGCUGUCGACACUUAAAGCAUCCCACCAGACUGCCAUCGCCCGCGAGACCCGCGCUCGCACCGAGCUGCAGGUGCGCCUCAGCCAAUACAAGAUCGAAGCCGACGACCGCGCAUGGAAGCUGCUCUCCCAGCGUCGACAGGCUUGCCUCGUCGAAGUGGCCCUGCAGCACGCCAAGAACGAAGUCACGUACCACGAGGGCAGGUACCACGCUACGGAAUCCGAGCUCGAGGGUCAGAAGGACGAGUUGCGCAUCCGCCUCAUGCUCGAACGAAAGCGCGCCGACCUGCUGUCCUUGCACGUCAAAGCGGCGCUGCGCGAUUCGGCCCGUAUGAAAAAGAGGCUCGGAGUCAAGUCGGCGGCCCUGCUCGAACUGCAAGCGGAGAACGAGUCGUUGGCGGAACAGCUGGAGGAGGCGCGCCAGUCUCGAGGCACGGCAGGUCGCUCGGGCGACAGCAAUGCAGCAGCGAAACUCAAGCAGCAGCUGAAGGACGCUCAGGCCGAGAUCGAAACGCUCAACGAACGCGACGCUAUGAUGGCCGAGACGCGCAAGACGUGGAAGGCCGAGCGCAAGCAGCUGCUCGCCCAGGUGGAACAGCUCUCGUCGUCCUCAGCACCAGCUCCUGCUCCCGUCGCCGCAAAAGUCUCCGCGCUCAAAGCCGCCAAGUCUCUCGUGGCGACGCAGAUGCUACCUCCGUCAUCGCCCGUCUACGCCAAACAGAAGAGCCGUCAACCCAUGCAGGGCGCAUCGGAGCUUGAGCCGCCCUCGGAAGACGAGAUGGAUCGACGCGCUCCUCCUGCCGCUCGCAAGCCGCUUGCUGCCAAGUCCUCAGCGCCGCUCGUUCCCUUCGCUCAGCUUCCCUCCAAGAACGCUACCGCAGCGGUCAAGAAGACGACCAAGCCGACCGUGGCAGCGCCCAAACCCAAAUCGAGCAAGAACUGGCGCGACGAGGUGGCCAUCACCGACUCGUCCGAAGAGGAUUCUGACUCUGACGCCGGUGCCAGACGCAGAUCCAAGCCUGCCAAGACCGGUCUCAAGAAAUCCGUCCCGAAACCCACCGUCGGUGGGAAGAAGACGAAACCUUCGAUGCCGAUCGAGUACGACGACCAAACGGCCGAUCCGUCGGCGACGCCCAUCAUCCGCACCAAGCGAGCCGCUGCGCCUGCUGAGAGCGACGACGACUCCGCCGGCCCCCCGGACUCCUCUUUGCUCGCGACAAAGUUCGGGCGGGAUCGCACGAAUACCCUGCCCACCAAACCGAAGCCUUCGACGUUGAAAGCGAACCUCGCGCUGGCCAGCCAGAACGCGGCGGCGGCAGCAGGAGGAAAGAAGAAGAAACGCAAGCUGCUCGGUGGCGGCGCAGGGGCGAUGCAGUGGGGCGCAAGUGAUGCAGCAGGGUUGGCGCCCAACUUUGAUAUCCCCCUGGAAUUGAGUCCGAUCAAGGGCGGCGGGAAGACGGCUGGGAACGGGGGUCCGGCGGCGUUCAUGGCUGGGUUCGGGAGGAAUCCGUUCGCUUGA
This is a messenger RNA of Kalmanozyma brasiliensis GHG001, 2904 nucleotides long. RefSeq lists its product as uncharacterized. The record is from RefSeq and is a predicted model, not a curated record. The coding region runs from base 1 to 2904 and encodes 967 amino acids. Lineage: Eukaryota; Fungi; Basidiomycota; Ustilaginomycetes; Ustilaginales. The transcript has a single exon.